AUUCGUUAGUAGUGAUCGCUCACUUUAUAUCCAAUCUUCAUGCGUUUCGCUCGCGCUGCAAACGACGAAACGUACCAAAACUCUGCAAGGUCUCACCCGGUCGCCCGCAACUGCCAUCAUCGGAAUCCAUCAAAUAGCCACCAUAGGAAUUGUCAUCCGAGUCGUAUAGCCAUCUUCCACAGUGUCAAUGCAGUCACUAGGACCGCUAUCAUUAUUCCUUCGGUCGUAAUUCUCGUCAAGUUACUUGUUUGGUAGCCAAUUCACCCUCUCUUCCUGUGUAGUUUCGAUGAGUGCAGUUACGAUCAACCUUUUUGCACCAUGGAACCACUUAGAAGAAAUGCGGGAAAGCGGUAGUGCCACUUGCAAAUUCUCCGCCCUGU
Molecule: messenger RNA, 380 nt
Organism: Sodiomyces alkalinus F11
Lineage: Eukaryota; Fungi; Ascomycota; Sordariomycetes; Glomerellales; Plectosphaerellaceae
Exons: 3
Coding region: 40-255 (71 amino acids)
Source: RefSeq, a predicted model, not a curated record